AUGCCUGUUGCUAGAAUUGUCACUUCCCCUCACUUCUCUAUCCUCUCACCCGAGAAGCUUAUCAAGAUUGCUCCUAACCUUGCCACCUGGGGUGUUGGUGCUGGUUCUGCUGUCCUUCUUUUGGGCUCUGAUGUUCCCUUGUUGAAGAAGGAUAUUUUGAGCAAGAUCCCCGUUGUUGGUAGCUACUGGGCUGUUCCUUCUGACGAGUAG
Mucor velutinosus is the source of this 210-nucleotide messenger RNA. RefSeq names its product cell agglutination protein Mam3. The record is from RefSeq and is a predicted model, not a curated record. Gene Ontology annotation, biological process: mitochondrial electron transport, ubiquinol to cytochrome c. The transcript has 2 exons. Lineage: Eukaryota; Fungi; Mucoromycota; Mucoromycetes; Mucorales; Mucoraceae. Bases 1 to 210 code for a protein of 69 amino acids.